Messenger RNA from Paramecium pentaurelia, 1398 nucleotides. Lineage: Eukaryota; Ciliophora; Oligohymenophorea; Peniculida; Parameciidae. The record is from the annotation of a GenBank genome assembly.
AUGAGCUAACUAACAAUUUUAACAAUCUUAGUAACCCUCAUUUUAGUUAUGGAUGUCUUUUUUGGAAAAUAUACAUAUGAAUUUAGUAAUAGCAUAACUAAGUUUUUAUAAAAUAAAUUUGAAUAUGGUUAAGAGUAAGGAACAUUUGGUAUCAAUAUAAUAUAUUUAUAGAAUACAUUUUGUUAAUAUUCUCAACUGCAGGGGAUGCUAUAGUUACAAAUAUCCUAGCCAUUUUAAUAUGGUUCAAAGCUACCAACAAAGAACAAGUCUUAAAGAUUUUUACAAUGAAUGCAUUAGCUUCAUCAUUAGGAAAUUUGGUUAAAAUGAUAUCUGCACAACCAAGACCUUUUUAUAUUGAUGAUUAAAUAAAAUUGGAUUUUUGCUAUACUGGAUAUGGAGAUCCGAGUGGUCAUUCUUUAAGACCAUUCGUAUUUUAUGUACUACUAUUAGAAACAAUAGUUUGUAAAAAAUAUUAACUUGAACAAAAAUAACUUAUAAAUGACAACUAAAUUUAUACAGAUAAUUAAUAUUAACUGACAUAGAUGCAAUAGUAAAUAUCAUGGUAAUAUCUAUUAUUUAUAUACUAGUAAUUAAAGAUUUAAGAUGUUAUAUCCAAAUUCACCAAUAAGUUUUAAGUAAUGUUAAUUUUUUUUGGGAAUAUUUAUAUUUUUAAUCGGGAUUGGUCGAUUAUAUUUUGGAGUUCAUUUUUUAAAUUAAAUUGUAUUGGGAUGGAUCUUAGGAAUAUAUCUAUUAUAUCUAUAUUAUUUCAGUGGAUUAGAAUAAUUGAUUCAUUCUCUAUUUAUAGAAGCUAAAAGAAUUAAAGAUGAAAAAACUUGCACUAAAAUUGUUAAGUAUCUUAAUUUAGGUAUAAUGCUAUCAUUAAUUUACUUGAUAACAUUGAUAAUUUGUUACUUUAGACAUUAUUCCUAAUAAAUAUUAGAUGAGAAAGAAGAAUGGAAGAAAUUGAUACUAAGAUAAGAUACUUGUCUACAUAAAGGACAUUAUAGUUACGAAAAGAAAUUCGAAACUUCAGAUGUUCAAUAUAUCUCAAUAAUCUUUUUCCCAUUAUAUCUAUUUAUUCUUUAUGAGCAACAACCUGAAGAAUCUAAUAGAAGUCCAUUAAAAUCUUGGCUAUCAAAAAGUAACAUUAUAAAAUUAAUAUCAUACUUAUUCUGUUAUAUAAUACAUGGUCAAUAGAGACACAUAAUCAAACUGUUUGAGAAAGGAGUUCCUCGUUUAAUGAUUACAUUAAUCUUUGAGCAUAUUUACUAUAUUAAUUAUGCUCUCUUUUUAUUAAUAUUGAUACCUUUUAUAAAAGCUCUAGGAAAUACAUUCAUUUAUAAAUUUAGAAAACCUACUAGAACUAUUUAAAUAGAAUAAUUUGAAAUUGAACUUUGA